Molecule: messenger RNA, 2463 nt
Organism: Pseudophryne corroboree (corroboree frog)
Lineage: Eukaryota; Metazoa; Chordata; Amphibia; Anura; Myobatrachidae
Product: oocyte zinc finger protein XlCOF7.1-like
Exons: 12
Coding region: 285-2156 (623 amino acids)
Biological process (GO): regulation of transcription by RNA polymerase II
Molecular function (GO): DNA-binding transcription factor activity; RNA polymerase II cis-regulatory region sequence-specific DNA binding
Source: RefSeq, a predicted model, not a curated record
UCAAAAAGGUGUCCCCUGUUAAUGAUGCAGUCACAUGUCGUCUCCCGGCACCGGCAGUAGCCGCACCACGUGACUACAGACUUUCUGGGAAUUGUAGUUCUAACACCUCAUGCCAACGCUGUGUGUACUGGGAAGGACUACAGCUCCCAUCAGCGCUUGCGGCGCAUUGGUGUACAGAGGCUUGCCCAGUGUUUGUCCAUCUGCCGGUGACACAUCCUGCUGCAGGGUAAGGUAUGAUCCGCUGUUCUCGUCAUGCAGAGGGAGACGUCACCUGAAGACCAGCCAUGGAGGUCCAGGUCCUGGAACAUAUUCGGCACUCGCUACUGAGUGACAGAAACAAAGACCUGAUCAUAGACAAGCUGCUGAGUCUCACCAUGGAGAUUAUCUGUCUGCUGACUAGAGAGGAUUUCAUUGUUGUGAGAAAGUCGGGUGACCAGGUGACAGACAUCAGCGGCCCCCCUGUGUCAGACAGAAGCAGCGGCACCCAGAGUCCAAACCCGGAGGCUCCACCUCAUGCGCCAACAGAGGAGAGGAGCCGUGACAGGAAUAGGCGGGCACCUACUGAGGUAUAUCCCAGAGAGACAGGAAAGGUGCCUGGGAAGUGUAAGGAUGUGGAGGUCUCGUUCUCUGUGACAGAGUGGGACUAUUCAGGCGGACACAAUGACGUUGUAAUGGACCCUCCGCAGCUGCGUGACUCAGUGGGUGAGUGUAGCUCUAGAAGCCCCCCAGGACGAUGUGAGACCCCCCUGUACUCUGGGGAUUAUAUAAAGGAAGAGAACCGGAUUGUCAUAGCGGAUUAUCAGGCUGAGCCGGGACACGGGGUGUAUCACCCGCAGUGUAAGGAAGAGGAGCCCGUCCCUGAUCCCACCAGCUCAGGUGGGUGCAGCUCUAGAACUCCGGCAGACCCCUGUGAGACCCCUCUGUACUCUCCGGGCUGUAUAGAGGAAGAGAACAGGACUGUGACACAGGAAUAUCAGGAUGAGCCGGGACACGUGAUAUAUCACCGGCAGUGUAAGGAAGAGGCCGUUCCUGCAGAGAUCAGCCCAGGUGGGUGUAACCCUACACACCCCGCAGACCCAUGUGACACCCCUCUCUAUACUCCGGGGUGUAUGGGAGAAGAGAACAGGAUGAUCAGCCAGGAUUAUCAGGCUGUGCCAGGAGACGGGAUGUGUUACCAGCAAUGUAAAGAAGAGGACGUUCCUGCUGAGAUCAGAUCAGGAACUGAGGCCGGUAUAGAGCUGGAUGCUGGUGAUCAUCGGGGGCUGCAGGAAUUCCUCCCAGAGUCCAGUGCAGGUCCGCACGCCUCCUCACACUAUCCUGAGAAGACGCAUCAGUGCUCGGAGUGUCAGCAAGGUUUCCCUAAUCAUUCAGCCCUCGUCACCCAUCAGCAGACGCAUAGCACCAGGUGCUCAGUCUGCGGAGUACGUUUCUUCUCCAAAUUGGCUCUCACCAUCCACCAGCGAUGUCACACCGAGGACAAACUUUCCCAUUGUUACAGUGGGAAAUCCUUUCAACAGAGGUCCCGUCAUCUGUCACAAAAGAGAACUCACACCGGGGAGGGGCCAUUUUCAUGCCCGGAGUGCGGAAAAUGCUUUGCCAGAAGGUCUGCCCUUACAACGCACCAGCGGCUACACUCUGGCGUAAAACCUUAUCAGUGCACAGGAUGCAGCAAAUGCUUUGUCACAAGAUCCCGUCUUAUCAAACAUCAGCGCACUCACUCAGGAGAGAGGCCAUUUUCCUGUUUGGAAUGCGGGAGAUGUUUUACACAGCAAUCUGCUCUUACUACGCACCAGCGGAUUCACUCUGGCGAGAAACCAUUUAAAUGCUUGGAAUGCGCCAAAUGUUUUGUCCACAAAGGCGACCUUGUCAAACAUCAGCGCUCUCACAGCGGGGAGAGGCCGUUUUCAUGCCCGGAGUGCGGCAGAUGUUUUAAACUCAGAUCUGCCGUGUCUAUGCACCAGAGGAUUCACUCUGGCGAGAAGCCGUUUUCAUGCACCGAAUGCGGCAAAUGUUUUGUCCGGAAGGGUGACCUUAACAAGCAUCAUCGCACUCACACUGGGGAGAAGCCUUUCGUGUGUUCUCAGUGCGGACGCUGCUUUGCUAACGGCUCACAUCUUUGCCGACAUCAGAGAGUUCACACCAGUCUAGGUGAUUAAACUUCCCGUUAUAUGCAGAACAAGGAUUAUUUACCAACUGGAAAAAAAGUGACUCAUUUUCCCACCAAAUAGUGAAUACAGUGAAAACAUCACUUGAAUUACUCCUUGGUUUGUUAUAUAUUGAGUAUGAGAGUGACAGGACAUCGGGACUGUCUGUUACUUCUUUGACUUUUUGUGUGCGAAUGUGGUGAUUACUUUUUUUUUUUUUUUGAAUCAUGGAAUUUUAUUAGGAGAAAUAAACAGAGUUAACAACACUCGGUAACAGAGGGAAUAACAGUACAAUAAAUGUGUUGUGGGUUAAAUGUCA